AUGUUGUUGAUCAGACUACUGGCUAUCUUCCUCGUCCUCAUUACUAACACGUGGCUGCUCAACCCGGUUCGCUCCGAUGCACUUAGCCGGUACAAACGCGCCAUGGCCCGGCGGGCAGACCGUGAGCUCUCCAGGCUAGCAGGUGAACCCUGCACCGUCUCCGGCGUGUGGAGGUCCCGACGGCAGCCCCGCUCUCUCUCACCGUCCCAACACCGCCCUCCAGCGGCCCGUCCGAGGACGCACACGAGCCUCAGAGAGCUGUACACUGUUAAGAGCGCUCCUGUGGUUUGUGCAGGAGGGUGUAGGGGUGACACCGGGGUGCACCGGGUUGAGGAGAAGGGAGGCUGGGGCGACACAGAGGAUGUGACGGUGGGAGCGGAGGACGGAUAUGUUACGUUGCCCGGGCGGCUGUAUGAGAAACGCUCCGCAAACGACAGGAGAGAGCGAAAGGGUGUGAGUGCAGACGCCACACAGCUGCCCGGGACGUCUCCGCUUAAAGACGCCGGGCAGAGCGCCUCCUCCUCGGGCCACACGCAGUCGCCAAGCGGCGCCCGCUCCAGACUUGCUCGUAGCGUCGACGUAACGUUACCAUACGAGGAAGACGGCAAGUCCAACCGGGAGAAAGUUUUCCCCGACAGCUCGACAGAUUCCAGGGGGCUCCGGGUUCUCUACGGACUGCACCAGGGAGAUGGACACCGGCAGCCCUCGACCGGGACUGUGGAGGACGGUGCCGUGGACUUCUCUGGGGAGGUGGAAGAGGCGGAUCCGCCGGCGAGCCUGCCCGUCGGCAGCUCUUCUCCGUGGGGGAGCCCACCGCCUCGGGUGCCCCCCUCAUGGAUGACCGCCCUGUACUUCAGCGGGCGUCGGGAGCAGCUGAAGAUGAAACCGGCUGCAAGGGUGGAGCUGCCGAGAGACAAGUUCAGCCUGGAGCUGUGGGUGAAGCCCGAAGGAGGGCAGAGCAACCCAGCAGUCAUAGCAGGUGUAUUUGACAACUGUUCCCAUUCACUGAGUGAGAAGGGCUGGUCUGUAGGUAUUCGCACCGUGGAACCAGACGGUACCAAAGACGCAAGGUUCUACUUCACGCUUCGGACGGACCGAGCCGUAAAAUCUACCACUGUCUAUAGCCACCACCGAUACCGCGCCGGUGCCUGGACUCACCUGAUGGCCACUUACAACGGCCACAACAUGACCCUGUAUGUUGAUGGAGCUAAGGUGGGAGAAAGCAAUCUCCAGUCAGGGAAUCUGUACAGCCCCUACAUGAGGACCUGCAGGACCCUCUUCCUCGGCAGUAACCAAUCAGAUCAGGGACCCAGUUUCAGGGGCCAUGUAGGGGGUGUGGUUUUAUGGGGCUACGCCCGCUCUCAUGAGGACCUGCUGAAGCGACCACUUCAAAUCGACAAGAGUGAGCCGGUCCUGGCGAUGUGGGCUGACUUCACUAAUGUGGAACAACAGUGGAUGCCGCAUAAAGUUGGCCUCCAUCCGACCAUCAUCACCACUCCUGUCCCUGAAGAAGAACUUGUCUCCUCAUUCCUGCCGCCACCCUGCGGCCUGACACCCUGCGACAACACCGACAUCAUCUUAGGCUACAACAACAACUGGCAGCUCCGUGCCCCCAAGCGAGUUCGCUACCGGAUCGUCAACCUCUCCAAAGACGAUGGCGGAAACCCCACCGUGUCGCAAGCCCAGAUUGAACUCCAGCACCAGGCUCUGACUGAGGCCUUUCGCCCCUACAACAUCACCCUGGAUCUGAGCGUGCACACUGUCAGAAACUCCAGCCUCCAACAGAGGUUUAUCCUCAGCAACUGCCGAAUUGGAAAGAUCGGGAAUCGCCAAUGUGACCCCGAGUGCGACCAUCCAAGAACGGGCCACGACGGGGGGGACUGCCUCCGACUGGGGCCCUGCUACAACUGGAAGAGACAGGAUGGGGUUUGUAACAUGGAGUGCAACAGCAUACACUACGACUACGAUGACGGAGACUGCUGUGACCCGGAGAUCACUGACGUCCUCAAGACCUGCUUCGAUCCCGAGUCCCCUGACAGGGCCUACAUGAGUGUGAAAGAGCUAAAGGAGGAGCUACACCUGAGCGGCACUGACACACUCAAUGUUUUCUUUGCCAGCAACUCAGUGCGUGAAGAGCUGGCAGGAGCUGCAACCUGGCCAUGGGCAAAGGAGGCUCUUACCCACCAAGGUGGGAUGGUGCUGAACCCAGCCUACUUUGGCACAAUGGGCCACCACAACACCAUGAUCCAUGAGAUGGGACACAUCUUUGGCCUGUAUCAUGUCUUCAAAGGCGUGAGUGAGCGGGACUCCUGCGAUGACCCAUGUCAGGAGACCACCCCGUCCAUGGAGACAGGAGACCUAUGUGCCGACACCGCCCCGACACCCAAAUCUAAAGCCUGCCGCGACCCUGGAGCUGUGAACGAUACCUGUGGAGUCACCACGUACCAGGACACACCUUAUAGCAACUACAUGAGUUACACAGAUGACAACUGCACAAACCAUUUCACUCCCAACCAAGUGGCUCGGAUGCACUGUUAUCUCGACUUGGUCUACCAGAAGUGGCUAAUGGACCGUCAACCCGCCCCCAUCCCUCUGGCCCCCAUCGUAACUGACCAGAGCCCAGAUUCUGUCUCUAUCUACUGGCUGCCACCCAUGAGAGGACCACUUUAUCACCACGUGUCUGCCGUCAACUGCGGAGACUGUGAGAAAGACGGCGUUUUCCACCAGUACGCCCACGAGGCCACCUCUCCUCGCAUCUGUGACACAUCAGGCUACUGGACACCGGAGGAGGCAGUUGGCCCACCUGACGUGGAGCAGCCCUGUGAUCCCAGUCUCCAGGCGUGGAGUCCUGAGCUCAGCCUUUACGACACUAAUGUGACAUCACCUUGCCCCGACACGGAGGGCUGCACCCUGACUCUGAGAUUCCUUCACCCCAUUGUCCCGCAUGCACUCACCCUCUGGGUCACCUACAUCUCUUCCAACAACCCAGCCAUAGCCAACGUAGAGCUGAUAACUGAUACGGGCAAAAGCAUUAACCUUGGACCCCAGCAUGUCUUCUGUGACAUGCCCCUCACCUUGCGGCUUGACACUCACAGCGUCGCCAUCGCUGCAAUAAAACUCUGCACCUUUGAUGAGAAGAUGGAGAUCGAUGCAGCCAUGUUGUCCUCAGGCACCGGCAGCCCCCUGUGCUCUGGCUGUCAGCCUAUGCUGUACUGGAUUCAGCGGCAGCCGCCCUUCACCGGCAAAGCCUCAUUGCCCCAGACUCAGCAGACAUUCACUGACAGCUCUGUAACGCAGGGAGUUGAGUACCAGUACACAAUCCAGGUGGAGGCGGACGGUCUCCUCAGCGAUCCCUCCUCACCUCUCCUCUACACCCAUGGGCAGUCCUACUGUGGGGAUGGCCGCAUACAAGGGACAGAAGAAUGUGAUGACAGUAAUCUGCUGGAUGGGGACGGCUGCUCUAAGAAAUGUCAGAAGGAGAUGGGCUUCAACUGUAACGGUGAACCCAGUCAGUGUUAUGUUUUUGAUGGUGACGGUGUAUGUGAGGAGUUUGAGCGGGGCUCCAGCGUUCAGGACUGCGGUUACUUUACACCUGUGGGCUACACGGACCAGUGGGCAUCCUCCGCCACCGCUUCCCACCAGGACCCCAACCACUGCCCUGCCCACGCCGCCACCGGGGAGCCGUCACUCACCAAGCUCUGCAGGUACCAGCACCUGGACGUGAGUGAGAAACUGCCCAGCGACGCCUGGUUCCCUUGCACAGCCCCGUCCGACACAAACAAUGACCUGGAACAUUCAUUCUGGCUGAAGGUGGGAUUCGUCCAUCCUGGAGUGGCAGCCUCUGUAAUGGUGUACCUGGCUUCAGACGGGUCGUGGUCUGGAGAGCAGUGUCGGAGGACAGCCACCCUCUUUCUGUCUGAUACUACUGGCAAAAACCACUCACUAGGGAAGUAUGACCUCUCGUGCCACCGGAACCCGUUGGUGGUGAAUGUGACCCACGACCUCUCUCAGCCCUUCUUCCUCACAUCCUCCGUCAUCCUCCUCUUCUCCUCCCGCUCUGUGGCAGUGGGAGGCGUGGCUCUGAGGACCUCCUGUCACUUCAGCACCUUCGCCCUGACCGGCUGUUUGCGGCAGCCGUGUCAGACGGAGAGCUGCAGCCCUCCUCAGCUGGAGCACGCCUCCGUCAGGUGUACGGGAGGAGGGGAGGCCUCUCGCUGCUCCGUUCAGUGUCACCGUGGUUUCAGUAUCACUGUCCUCAAUGGCAGGGUUACCCCGCCCCCUCAGAGAGAAGCAGAGCUGGAGUGUUUCCAUGGUUCGUGGGAUCGUGCAGUCAGCUGUCAGCCUGUAGACUGCGGCCUGCCCGAUCAGUCUCACGUCUACCACGCCAUAUUCAGCUGCCCCGGGGGAACCACCUUCGGCAAACACUGCUCCUUCACCUGUGGAUCGCCAGCCAUACUACAAGGUGACAGUGACAGGUUGGUGUGUUUGGAAGACGGUCUGUGGUCUUUCCCAGAGGCCUACUGCAAGAUAGAGUGUCCAGAGGUCCCAAGCAUACCCGAUGCCAAGCUGCUAACAGCAGACUGUACGGCCUCGGGGCACGAUGUUGGCUCCGUCUGCCGUUACAAAUGCAACCCAGGCUUCUAUGUAAUAGGGAGCCUCAAAAAGAAGACACCAAGGAAGUACUUCAGGUUGGAGUGUCUGAAAGGGGGUCAGUGGGAGGAAACCGGAUGUGAGCCGAUAUCCUGUCCAGCCCUGCCGGACGUAUUCCAGGGCAUGUAUACCUGCACCAAUGGCCUGUACUAUGACACCGUCUGCACCCUGCAGUGCUCGGACGCUACGGAAAAUAGUGAGAUUCGCUGCACUAAAGACGGGAGAUGGACGGCAGAGUUCACCAUGUGCUCCAGGCUCCAGGGAUCCUGCUCCGGCCCCUCUGAUCUCAACUCUGUGGAGUACAGCUGUGACCAGGGGAUGGAUGUUGGUGCUGUUUGCUACCCAACAUGCAUUGUGGCUCUGGACAUGGAUCUGCGUGACCCCGUGGUUCUGCCUAAUGGCACCACAGCUGACUCUUUAAAGCACUGGAUGCUGCCCACCAGAGUCCAGAGCAUAGUCUGUACAGGGAUGAUGAAGUGGUACCCUGACCCUCAACACAUCCACUGCAUCCAAUCAUGUGAGCCCUUUGGAGGGGAUGGCUGGUGUGACACCACCAACAACCGGGCCUACUGCCAGUAUGACGGAGGAGACUGCUGCCCGUCCACACUCUCCACCAGAAAGGUCAUUCAGUUUGGGGCGGACUGCAAUCAGGAUGAGUGCACUUGCCGUGAUCCGGACGCCGAGGAGAAUAAGAGCAAAGCCAAGCAAUCCUUCUACAUGAAGCUGUAA
This is a messenger RNA of Seriola dumerili (greater amberjack), 5379 nucleotides long. It is a transcript of the gene pappa2, whose product is annotated as pappalysin 2. The record is from RefSeq and is a predicted model, not a curated record. Bases 1 to 5379 code for a protein of 1792 amino acids. The transcript has 28 exons. Lineage: Eukaryota; Metazoa; Chordata; Actinopteri; Carangiformes; Carangidae. Gene Ontology annotation, molecular function: protein binding; metallopeptidase activity.